This is a messenger RNA of Esox lucius (northern pike), 2875 nucleotides long. RefSeq names its product vestigial-like family member 2a (gene vgll2a). NCBI's taxonomy places the organism in Eukaryota, Metazoa, Chordata, Actinopteri, Esociformes, Esocidae. The transcript has 4 exons. The record is from RefSeq and is a predicted model, not a curated record. Gene Ontology annotation, cellular component: nucleus. Bases 258 to 1127 code for a protein of 289 amino acids. Gene Ontology annotation, biological process: regulation of transcription by RNA polymerase II.
UCCAUAGACUCGCAGAAACGGCUGGCUGUGUAAAGUCUUCAGUUUUGCCCGCCACGCGCUCGCUGUCGUACUGACUGCGCACUCCAGGCUAAAGACCCGACCGCAGGACGUGCAGCGCAAUUUGGAUAUAAACUCUCCAACGUUUCAAAUUACUUUGAUUUCUCCACGUUUUGAAAAUUACGCCUCUGCAAUCUCAAAUGAAGCUUCUGCUUUUUCUGUCAAGUUAUCAUCCCUGAGAAUUCUCUAUUAUUUUCGCAAUGAGCUGCUUGGAUGUUAUGUAUCAAGUAUAUGGUCCUCCGCCUCAGCCUUAUUUUGCCGCAGCAUAUAGCCCAUAUCAUCACCAGAAACUGGCAUUUUAUUCAAAAAUGCAAGAAGCCCAUGAAAGCAUCAGCGGGGGCAGCUCGUUCUCGAACUUUCCCGGGCCGACGAUCAAGGAGGAGGACUGUGCGCGAGAGAAAGAACACCCUCCGGAAGCUGAGUACCUGAAUUCGCGAUGCGUGCUCUUCACUUACUUCCAAGGGGACAUCAGCUCCGUUGUGGACGAACACUUCAGCCGGGCCCUCAGCCAGUCUAGCAGCUAUGCCCCCGGGUCCGCAAGCAACAAGUCCACACGAGAUGGAUCAUUCCCGAUGAGCCAGAGGAGUUUCCCCCCAUCCUUCUGGAACAGUGCGUACCAGCCCUCAUCCCUGAGCAGUGCCUUAGGAGCUACCCACUCAGAGAUCCCUUUCCCUGGGGAGCCUUAUUCAUCUGCCUCCUUACACAGCCACCUCCACCAGGCCACCCCAGAGUCCUGGCACCCGUCCCAUCACCACCACCACCACCCCUACUCACUCAGUGGGGCCAUCGGCACGCAAGGCUCUGGAUACCCUCGACCCAGCAUGCACGAGGUCUACGGCACGCACUUUGACCCCCGCUACAGUUCUCUGCUGGUUCCUUCAGUCCGCCCCCACCGUCUACCUCCGGCCACUGUCCCCGGGCCCAGUGCUGCGCCGUGUGAAAUUGGAAAGAGCGAACCGGCCAGUUCGGCCUGGACCGGGGCCUUCACAGGGGCGGGGCCGGAUAUUGCCCUCAACGUGGACGCAGGUCUACAGGCUCAGGAUAAGAGCAAGGACUUGUACUGGUUUUAAAGUCCUCCUGCCCCCUUCCAGGCCUGAGCUGGCUUCUGUGUUUCUCUGCACUGUAUGAUGUUGACAGGCAUUUUCUGUAACAGAUUCUAAUCUCACUUGCAGCUCGACGCUACACCCUCUGUGGCAGAACCAUCCUCAGCUGAAAUGACGCCAUUGUGGAUAUCCCCUGCUGGAAAUACAGCAAACCAGGAAGAGAAUCUAAAACCCAGUCUCUCCUACUUAAAGAAAUGUGGUCUAAGGACUUGUUGGACAGCUUGGCUGAAAUACUCAGUGGUACGACUGACAACUGUUAUAUAGCCAAGACCAAAAACUUUCAACUCCUCCGAAGAGGACACUUGUUGAAAAACAAAAGAGAAAACCCUUUCAUGGCGAAGAUGUGACACAGGAGCAUGAAAUAAAUUUUACAUGAGCAUACAGUGAAUGGACAAGAUUAGCCAUUGUUGUUUCUUUAUCCGCAAAAGGAGAGGAAGCGAUAGAGGAGCAUUCUCUGACAUGACUGAAGUGAGCAGCGGCUAUUUGAAGCCACUUGACUCUAUCUAUGUUGCCUCCCCAGCAGCUGUCAAUGACAACUGUUUCCGAAUGGACAUACACAAUCUUAUAGUGUUACUGCUGUGUUUGACCAGGGGCUCCAAAGUUCAUAAAAGGAGCAUUUUGUCAUAUCUGGACCCCGACUCGCAUGGAACAGCUGGUUUUGACUGGUGACUACGAGGAGGAGGAAUGGACAGGGGGGGUAGCGGAGGUGGACGCAGAACUCGGCUCUGUACUGUAUGUCUGUGUGCAAUCAAUGGGCAGGGCUAUAUCUCAGAAUGAUGCAUUAAAAAUGUAAAUCUUCAGGAGUUUAUUCCUCGUUUAUUUUUCGGUCGUCGCAGAUUUCAAGCAGUCAAAUGAUUACCCAUGGUAUAUUGUAUUGUGAACAUAUUAAUAUAUUACCUUUUAAAAUGUUUUUUCCUUGAUACAGUUCGGAUGUAAAGUCAAUGUGUUGUCAGCCUGUAAUUAUAAAGCAUUGGCACAAUGUGAUUAAAGCUCAACUCUAGAUUGCAUGCUCUCUGUCAACUGAUUAGGCAUACAUGUGCAGGGCAGAUAAAACGGCUGAUCUAUAGAAAAUAUUAUUUAUAGACAUUGAUUCUGGUGUUCAGUGAUGUGUGAGUUCAUCUGUAAUUGGGUUUUUGCAGCUUGUCAAUAUCAUCAAUGCUGAUGCUUCACUUCAAUAUUGUCAAAGCUGAUGUUUCAGCUUGUCAAUACUGUCAAAUGCUGAAGCUUCAACUUGUCAAUACUGUCAAUGCUGAUGUUUCAACUUGUCAAUACUGUCAAUACUGAUGUUUCAACUUGUCUAUACUAUCAAUGCUGAUGCUUCAACUUGUCAACUCUGUCAAUGCUGAUGCUUCAUCUUGUCAGUAUUGUCAAUGCUGAUGCCUCAACUUGUCAACACUGUCAAUGCUGAUGCUUCAUCUUGUCAAUAUUGUCAAUGCUGAUGUUUCAACUUGUCAAUGCUGACGCUUCAACUUGUCAAUAUUGUCAAUGCUGAUGCUUCAACUUGUCAAUAUUGUCAAUGCUGACGCUUCAACUUGUCAAUAUUGUCAAUAUUGUCAAUAUUGUCAAUAUUGUCAAUGCUGAUGCUUCAACUUGUCAAUGCUGACGCUUCAUCUUGUCAAUAUUCUCAAUGCUGAUGCUUCAACUUGCCAAAACUGUUAAUGCUGUUAGAUUAUGUCCACCUUUGAUCUAUGAACAAAAUCAUAAAACCGGAAAGU